AUGUUGUCACUGGGGACGCUGCGUAAACGCAUCGAGCCGGUGGUUUUAUGUGCCCAAAUGGCCAGCGCGUUUUUCGACACCAGCUUGCAGAUGGUGGUCAAGGAGCGAUGCGCCAACGCGACGGAUGCGCUCUAUCCCACCCCCACGGAAGACAGCCGGCAGAAAGCUAUGUCCAACUUCUACAUGAUAUAUAAUAUGCUGGCCAAGUUCGUUCCGAUCCUACCCGCUAUUAUUUUAGCUAAGGUAAGUCGAUACUUUGUUUUAAUCCUGGAUAUUUUUUUAUAUAGCCUGUUGUACUUAAAUGGCAACUUUGUGUGUUUUAAAUAUGUCUAAUAAAAUGCAUUCAUUCAUGAAUUCAUUCGUUCACUCAUCCAUCCAUCCAUCCAAGGUAGGGGACCUGGGGUACCGGAAGAUCCCCAUCGUGAUCCCUCUGGUGGGUUACCUGGUCUCCAGAGUGAUCCUACUCCUGGUUAUAGUGAUGGAGCUCCCGAUAGAAGCUAUGUUCGGCGGGGUCGUGGUCCACGGACUCAGCGGCGGGUUCUGCUCCUACUGGGCCGGAGUCAUGGCCCUGGUGUCGCUCACCUCCACCGAGAAGGACCGCUCUCUCCACAUGAUGCACAUCGAGCUGGUCUACGGAGUAGCCGGUCUCAUCGGUAGCCUAGCGUCUGGGCACCUCUUCCAGUUAUACAAUGUGGACUUUAAACAAGGGACUGUGUUAGUGAGCCUGAGCGUCUUCCUCUACUUGGUGUGUCUUAUCUACACAACGUUCGUUGUCCAAAUGCCAAGCGUCUCGACAUGCGUGCAAGAGCGCAACGAGACCAGUGGCAUCAUCACUGAGCAAUAUUCCAGGAAUAUUUUGAACAUUCUGCUUCUCUUCGCGAGCGGUAUCUUAUAUGACGUGGCCGUCGGAGGUGGGAUGGAGAUCCUGGUGACCUUUGAGAUGAAGGAGCCCCUGAACUGGAGUGCUACACAGGUGAGUUGAAAUGCAUUUUAUUUUGGGUAAAACAUAUUACAUGAUUAGUCCUGAUUACAUCAAACAAGAUGUGCAUUUGUAGCCUGGAUACCUCCCAUCAUGCCACUCCUUGCCCUGUCAUGCAAAACAUGUUUGACAAGGAGUUCGAAUGACAGCACAAACAGAGAUCUAAGACAAGGCUAGUACAUUUGGUCCCAGAGGAUACAACAUUAAUUAAAACACCCAUUUCCAAACCAGAGCCCUUAUUUCAGAGUUGUGACUUGUGAGAAUUAACUCUUGUAAUAGAGGGCUCUGGUUAAACCAAUCACAUCAACAGGUGGGUUACGGUAACGCCGCCGGGUUCACGAUCUUCCUGACGAGCUUCCUGGGUGUCAUGGCAAUGUCCAGGUGGGUGAGUGAUGUCACCCUCAUCAUCAUCGGCAUGGUGUCCUUCGCUGCCGGGAUCUACUUCAUGGCCUUCGUCACGGCAACAUACAUGUUCUAUCUGGGUAAGAUGAUACGAUAAUUUAUUCCUUAUCAGAGUGUAAUUACAUUUGUAAGUACCGUAGCCUAUAACUUAUGAUAGAUUUAUGAGUAAUGUACUUUGCCCAAGCAAAUCUAACUGCACAUUUUAUUUUAGUUCAAACCAGAUUGAAACAAGUACAGUGACCACCUCAUCAUGAGCACAGUAUUCCGGAUAGUAGCUCAUAUCCAGCUUAAGGUCUUAUUCGGGAUAAGCUGUUUACAUGCACCUUUGAUAUCCUGCUCACGAAUAUCCCUGCAAUCAAUGAAUAAACAGAAUAUUCCUCAUUUAAAUUCACAUGGGUUAAACUGAAUAGUAACUGAAACAUGGACUCUGACUGUAGGCCUAUAACCUCUCACAUGUAGCAUGAUGUACAGUGAGGGAAAAAAAGUAUUUGAUCCCCUGCUGAUUUUGUACGUUUGCCCACUGACAAAGAAAUGAUCAGUCUAUAUUUUUAAUGGUAGGUUUAUUUGAACAGUGAGAGACAGAAUAACAACAAAAAAAUCCAGAAAAAAAGCAUGUCAGAAAUGUUAUAUUGAUUUGCAUUUUAAUGAGGGAAAUAAGUAUUUGACCCCUCUGCAAAACCUAGACUUGGUGCUCCGGUACCGCUUGCCGUGCGGUAGCAGAGAGAACAGUCUAUGACUUUGGUGGCUGGAGUCUUUGACAAUUUUUAGGGCCUUCCUCUGACACCGCCUGGUAUAGAGGUCCUGGAUGGCAGGAAGCUUGGCCCCAGUGAUGUACUGGGCCGUACGCACUACCCACUGUAGUGCCUUGCGGUCGGAGGCUGAGCAGUUGCCAUACCAGGCGGUGAUGUAACCAGGCAGGAUGCUCUCGAAGGUGCAGCUGUAUAACUGUUUUGUCUCGGGAACAGUGGAGAAAUAUGAUUUCUUUCAGCAUUUCUUGAGAAAAUGUGAAUGCGCGUGUAAUGUGUUAUCUUUGACACUGUUAUGCAAGCAGACAGUAUUUCAACCACAUAUAAUACGCACCCAAGACUGAAGUCUUAUCAGAAACGUGUUUUAUCGUUUUCUCAGGUUUUCAUUUCCUUAAAACUGGUCAAACUGAUGACAUUUGGACAUUUUGUACAGGACCAAUCUUUCCACAAUUUUGGAGUUAUUGCAUUUUCCCCCGGUCCCUAAAGGAAACAGACAACUUUACGGGUGUUAACUAGAUUACUAAUGUAUUCAUUCUAUCAAUGUAGGACAUUUUUCUGCUGAGCACUACUUUAUUUAGUCUUCUGGGGCAACACGUUAUGACAGAAGAGAAGCUGCAUGUAUCUAACUAUACAGUAGUUGACAAACAAAUGUCCUACCAAAUGUUGGAAAUUCUACGCAGAAGCUUAGGGUUGAAAGUAGGAAAUAGACCAAAUAGUCCCAGUAAGGAAUAUCAGCUAAAUAAAUUAUUAUGGAAGCGGCACAGGAAGCCUACUUUUUGAAUUGAUAUGUUUGACAAUCAGAUGAAAACAUCAUCACACAACACCCAUGAUAUGUGAAACCGAGUCUGCGCAGACCGCGAAAAACAACAGUAAAUAAAAAGUAGCGAUAAGAUGUUUACCUGCCACAGUAUCCCGUCUAAGAUCAGCAUAUCCCAGGCAUCUUAUCCAGGUUUCUCAUCACCAGGAUACAAGCUUUUUAAAAUGAUUGUAAACAGGAUAUGAUGUUUAUAUGCGUCAACUCAAAAACAGAAUACUUUAGUAUCCCAAAUAAUAACGGGAUAUCGGUGUGCAUGGAAACCUCCCCAUGCCGUAACUAACUCUCCAUGCAGUAACUAACUCUCCAUGCAGUAACCAAGUCUAUAUGCAAUAACUAACUCUCCAUGCAGUAACUAACUCUCCAUGCAGUAACUAACUCUCCAUGCAGUAACUAACUCUCCAUGCAGUAACUAACUAUCCAUGCAGUAACUAACUAUCCAUGCAGUAACUAACUCUCCAUAGAGUAACUAACUCUCCAUAGAGUAACUAACUCUCCAUGCAGUAACUAACUCUCCAUAGAGUAACUAACUCUCCAUGCAGUAACUAACUCUCCAUGCAGUAACUAACUCUCCAUGCAGUAACUAACUCUCCAUAGAGUAACUAACUCUCCAUGCAGUAACUAACUCUCCAUGCAGUAACUAACUCUCCAUGCAGUAACCAAGUCUAUAUGCAAUAACUAACUCUCCAUGCAGUAACUAACUCUCCAUGCAGUAACCAAGUCUAUAUGCAAUAACUAACUCUCCAUGCAGUAACUAACUCUCCAUGCAGUAACUAACUCUCCAUGCAGUAACUAACUCUCCAUGCAGUAACUAACUCUCCAUGCAGUAACUGACUCUCCAUGCAGUAACCAAGUCUAUAUGCAAUAACUAACUCUCCAUGCAGUAACUAACUCUCCAUGCAGUAACCAAGUCUAUAUGCAAUAACUAACUCUCCAUGCAGUAACUAACUCUCCAUGCAGUAACUAACUCUCCAUGCAGUAACUAACUCUCCAUAGAGUAACUAACUCUCCAUGCAGUAACUAACUCUCCAUAGAGUAACUAACUCUCCAUGCAGUAACUAACUCUCCAUGCAGUAACUAACUCUCCAUGCAGUAACUAACUCUCCAUGCAGUAACUAACUCUCCAUGCAGUAACUAACUCUCCAUAGAGUAACUAACUCUCCAUGCAGUAACUAACUCUCCAUGCAGUAACUAACUCUCCAUGCAGUAACUAACUCUCCAUGCAGUAACUAACUCUCCAUGCCGUAACUAACUCUCCAUGCAGUAACUAACUCUCCAUAGAGUAACUAACUCUCCAUGCAGUAACCAAGUCUAUAUGCAGUAACUAAGUCUAUAUGCAGUAACUAACUCUCCAUAAAGUAACUAAGUAAUUCAUUUGGCAUGAGGAAGGAGGCCGGCUAAACUAAAUUCAGGCCAUCACACAGUGUAGCAUGGUGCGGGGUGAGUGGGACUUUAAUGCAGCAGUGUGAAGAUAAGACUUGAUUUUAAAUAAAUAAGGUCUCGCUGCCUUUUAAAAUAUACUAUCAGACAUCCUCUGCUAUGUUUCAGCUUCUCGUUUCUGGCAGGGUUUACAGGUUGUGUAAACCAAUGGUGUGUAUAUAUGUGUGUGUGAGAAGAGGUGGGGGGCACACAAUGCAUUCUGACCACACCCAUAUCUCGUUAUUAUUUGGGAUACUCAAGUAUUCUGUUAGUUACUACAUGGAGAGUUAGUUACUGCAUGGAGAGUUAGUUACUGCAUGGAGAGUUAGUUACUCUAUGGAGAGUUAGUUACUGCAUGGAGAGUUAGUUACUGCAUGGAGAGUUAGUUACUCUACGGAGAGUUAGUUACUCUACGGAGAGUUAGUUACUGCAUGGAGAGUUAGUUACUGCAUGAAGAGUUAGUUACUGCAUGGAGAGUUAGUUACGGCAUGGGGAGUUAGUUACGGCAUGGAGAGUUAGUUACUGCAUGGAGAGUUAGUUACUGCAUGGAGAGUUAGUUACUGCAUGGAGAGUUAGUUACCGCAUAUAGACUUGGUUACUGCAUGGAGAGUUAGUUACUCUAUGGAGAGUUAGUUACGGCAUGGAGAGUUAGUUACUACAUGGAGAGUUAGUUACUCUAUGGAGAGUUAGUUACUGCAUGGAGAGUUAGUUACUGCAUGGAGAGUUAGUUACUCUAUGGAGAGUUAGUUACGGCAUGGAGAGUUAGUUACUACAUGGAGAGUUAGUUACUCUAUGGAGAGUUAGUUACUGCAUGGAGAGUUAGUUACUGCAUGGAGAGUUAGUUACUGCAUGGAGAGUUAGUUACUGCAUGGAGACCUAGUUACUGCAUGGAGAGUUAGUUACUGCAUAUAGACUUGGUUACUGCAUGGAGAGUUAGUUACUGCAUGGGGAGUUAGUUACUGCAUGGGGAGUUAGUUACUGCAUGGGGAGUUAGUUACUGCAUGGAGACCUAGUUACUGCAUGGAGAGUUAGUUACUGCAUAUAGACUUGGUUACUGCAUGGAGAGUUAGUUACUGCAUGGGGAGUUAGUUACUGCAUGGGGAGUUAGUUACCGCAUGGAGAGUUAGUUACUGCAUGGAGAGUUAGUUACUCUAUGGAGAGUUAGUUACGGCAUGGAGAGUUAGUUACUACAUGGAGAGUUAGUUACGGCAUGGAGAGUUAGUUACUGCAUGGAGAGUUAGUUACGGCAUGGAGAGUUAGUUACUGCAUGGAGAGUUAGUUACUCUAUAGAGAGUUAGUUACUGCAUGGAGAGUUAGUUACUGCAUGGAGAGUUAGUUACUCUAUAGAGAGUUAGUUACUGCAUGGAGAGUUAGUUACUGCAUGGAGAGUUAGUUACUGCAUGGAGAGUUAGUUACUGCAUGGAGAGUUAGUUACUGCAUAUAGACUUGGUUACUGCAUGGAGAGUUAGUUACUGCAUGGGGAGUUAGUUACUGCAUGGGGAGUUAGUUACUGCAUAUAGACUUAGUUACUGAAUGGAAAGUUACAGUGAGAGUAAAAAGUAUUUGAUCCCCUGCUGAUUUUGUACGUUUGCCCACUGACAAAGAAAUUAUCAGUCUAUAAUUUUAAUGGUAGGUUUAUUUUAACAGUGAGACAGAAUAACAACAAAUAAAUCCAGAAAAACACAUGUCAAAAAUUUUAUAAAUUGAUUUGCAUUUUAAUAAAGGGAAAUAGGUAUUUGACCCCUCUGCAAAACAUGACUUAGUACUUGGUGGCAAAACCCUUGUUGGCAAUCACAGAGGUCAGACGUUUCUUGUAGUUGGCCACCAGGUUUGCACACAUCUCAGGAGGGAUUUUGUCCCACUCCUCAUAUGUACCGUCAAAUCUUGGGUGAGAACCUCCUUCCCUCAGCCAGGGCAUUGAAAAUGGGUCGUGGAUGGGUAUUCCAGCAUGACAAUGACCCAAAACACACGACCAAGGCAACAAAGGAGUGGCUCAAGAAGAAGCACAUUAAGGUCCUGGAGUGGCCUAGCCAGUCUCCAGACCUUAAUCCCAUAGAAAAUCUGUGGAGGGAGCUGAAGGUUUGAGUUGCCAAACGUCAGCCUCGAAACCUUAAUGACUUGGAGAAGAUCUGCAAAGAGGAGUGGGACAAAAUCCCUCCUGAGAUGUGUGCAAACCUUGUGGCCAACUACAAGAAACGUCUGACCUCUGAUUGCCAACAAGGGUUUUGCCACCAAGUACUAAGUCAUGUUUUGCAGAGGGGUCAAAUACUUAUUUCCCUCAUUAAAAUGCAAAUCAAUUUAUAACAUUUUUUAAAUGCGUUUUUCUGGAUUAAUUUGUUGUUAUUCUGUCUCUCACUGUUCAAAUAAACCUACCAUUAAAAUUAUAGACUGAUAAUUUCUUUGUCAGUGGGCAAACGUACAAAAUCAGCAGGGGAGCAAAUACUUUUUUUCCCCUCACUGUAUAUACUGCAUAGAGAUUUACUGGAAACACUAGAGUAGAAGGGGGACUCCCCUAUUGACUAGUCUCAACAUAAUUGUGGUUAGACCUCCUACACACACACAUUCACUGCUUUCUUACAAAAUCACACAGGAGACAGAAUAGAACAAAGCAGAAUACAAUAGAUUAUAAACGUAUUCUGCUGGAACGGUGCACCCGAUCUCGUCUGCAACCCCUUCACUUGAACUGUUUUGUUGUUGUUGUAUUCACACCCUUCCUUUCCAUGUGUGUUUCAGCUCGAGCCCUCGGUCUGUUUUCUCUGAUUCCCAUGCCGACCAUCCGUGCUCUGCUGUCGAAACAGGUGAAAGGCUCAUCGUAUGGUGAGUGCUGCAGUGCCUGUCUGUCUCUCAACCAUAACAGCGGCUGUGUGUAUCGAGCGGCUCAAAAGUAGGUGUGCUGAUUUAGGAUCAGUUUCGCCUUUUAGAUGAAUAUGAUUACACGGACAGUGGCGAACUAGCCUAACAUCUAGACCUGCUAACAUUCCAGUCCUUGCCACUCCUUGUCAUAAUAUGGAGUCAAAUGUUAGCACAAACAGACUGGUACCCAGGCUAGGGGAAUGUUAGCACAAAGAGACUGAUACCCAGGCUAGGGGAAUGUUAGCACAAAGAGACUGAUACCCAGGCUAGGGGAACGUUAGCACAAACAGACUGAUACCCAGGCUAGGGGAACGUUAGCACAAACAGACUGAUACCCAGGCUAGGGGAAUGUUAGCACAAAGAGACUGAUACCCAGGCUAGGGGAACGUUAGCACAAACAGACUGAUACCCAGGCUAGGGGAACGUUAGCACAAACAGACUAGUACCCAGGCUAGGGGAACGUUAGCACAAACAGACUGAUACCCAGGCUAGGGGAACGUUAGCACAAACAGACUGAUACCCAGGCUAGGGGAAUGUUAGCACAAAGAGACUGAUACCCAGGCUAGGGGAACGUUAGCACAAACAGACUGAUACCCAGGCUAGGGGAAUGUUAGCACAAACAGACUGGUACCCAGGCUAGGGGAAUGUUAGCACAAACAGACUAGUACUCAGGCUAGGGGAAUGUUAGCACAAACAGACUGGUACCCAGGCUAGGGGAAUGUUAGCACAAACAGACUAGUACCCAGGCUAGGGGAACGUUAGCACAAACAGACUGGUACCCAGGCUAGGGGAAUGUUAGCACAAAGAGACUGAUACCCAGGCUAGGGGAACGUUAGCACAAACAGACUGAUACCCAGGCUAGGGGAACGUUAGCACAAACAGACUGGUACCCAGGCUAGGGGAACGUUAGCACAAACAGACUGAUACCCAGGCUAGGGGAACGUUAGCACAAACAGACUGAUACCCAGGCUAGGGGAACGUUAGCACAAAGAGACUGGUACCCAGGCUAGGGGAGGGGGACUGAUCCGAGAUCAGCACUCCUUCUCUGAGACGCUUGAUGAUCUUUAUACUGUGUGUGCAAUAGAAAUCCACAGUAUCCCAAUCCUCUGAAGGAGACUUACUGACGUUUCCAUUGAUCACAUAUGCACCCAUGUGAUAUUCACUCACAUCUGCUAUUACACAACGCAGUUGACUAGUCAUUGCUUCUAUUCACUUUCUGGGGCCUGCAACGUAGGCUGAACGCAAAUAAUGAAUGACAAUGCAUUCCCUAAUAACACAAAGCACACACAUUCAGGCAGGGUCAUGUUAGGGUGAAAUCAGUUGGGUAGAUUAUGGUCAUGUUAGGGUGAAAUCAGUCGGGUACAUUUCACAAACCGGAAAUCUCAAUUUCUAACAAGCAUCUGACCAAAUUACGCUAAAUUUUAGUUCUGGCUUAACCGAGAUUAGGUUUGGUCAUAUCUGUUUUGCAUGGCAAAUGGAACCCCAUUCCCAAUAUAAUACACUACUAACCCUUUCAUAAUACACUACUAACCCUUUCAUAAUAUACUACUAACCCUUUCAUAAUACACUACUAACCCUUUCAUAAUACACUACUAACCUACUAACCCUUUCAUAAGAUACUACUAACCCUUGCAGAAUAGACUGACAACCCUUUCAUAAUACACACUAACCCGUCAUAAUACACUACUAUCCCGUUCAUAAUACACUACUAACCCUUUCAUAAUAUACUACUAUCCCUUUCAUAAUAUACUACUAACCCUUUCAUAAUACACUACUAACCCUUUCAUAAUACACUACUAACCCUUUCAUAAUAUACUACUAUCCCUUUCAUAAUAUACUACUAACCCUUUCAUAAUACACUACUAACCCUUUCAUAAUACACUAUAAUAUAAUAAUAAUAUGCCAUUUAGCAGACGCUUUUAUCCAAAGCGACUUACAGUCAUGCGUGCAUAAAUUUUUGUGUAUGGGUGGUCCCGGGGAUCGAACCCACUACCUUGGCGUUACAAGCGCCGUGCUCUACCAGCUGAGCUACAGAGGACCACUCACUACUAACCCUUUCAUAAUAUACUACUAACCCUUUCAUAAUACACUACUAACCCUUUCAUAAUACACUACUAACCCUUUCAUAAUACACUACUAACCCUUUCAUAGUAUACUACUAACCCUUUCAUAAUACACUACUAACCCUUUCAUAAUACACUACUAACCCUUUCAUAGUAUACUACUAACCCUUUCAUAAUAUACUACUAACCCUUUCAUAAUAUACUACUAACCCUUUCAUAAUACACUACUAACCCUUUCAUAAUACACUACUAACCCUUUCAUAUCUGUAGGGAUUAAGGUGCCUUUUGAGUCUCACCCCUGUUCUCACUAAGUAAAUAACUUUAACAAAGCUUUCAUUAGUAUGUGGUUGAACCAGAACGGACACACUGGUGAUUCACUUCCCUGUUCUACUGUGAGGUGGUAAAGAGGAAGUUACUGGCACGCAGACAAGUCAAGCUGUUGCUCACCACCACAGCAUGAAUAGAUGUUCUUUCUGACAACAUCUUUAGCUACUCGUCUUGAACUGAUCUGACUAGCUUGUUCAUCCAGUUCUGGUCCCUUUAAAAGUUGUAUUAUAAACACUCCAUCCCAAAUGGCACCCAAUUCCCUAUGUAGUACACUACGUUUGACCAGAGCCCUAUGGGUUAAGUGCACUACAUAGGGAAUAGGGUGCCAUUUGGGAUGACUCACUGUCUUAUGACCCUCUCAAUGAUAUUUAUACAGACAGAAUGGCUUUCUGUUUAUAAGAAAUGAAUCAACUUGGAAGCGAGAGAAAAUAGGAAAUGUAUUUUACCCAAUGACAUAUCCCUUCACCAAGCUGCUUGCUUGACCAACAGUGUGUGGAGUAAUAGCACCCUCUAGUGGAUCAAAACCAAAUAUACCCAAGAUCGUUCCACUUUAUAAAAAAAAAAUAUAUAUUUUAUUUUAUUUCACCUUUAUUUAACCAGGUAAGCCAGUUGAGAACAAGUUCUCAUUUACAACUGCGACCUGGCCAAGAUAAAGCAAAGCAGUGCGAUAAAAACAACAACACAGAGUUACAUAUGGGGUAAAACAAAACAUAAAGUCAAAAAUACAACAGAAAAUAUAUAUACAGUGUGUGCAAAUGUAGCAAGUUAUGGAGGUAAGGCAAUAAAUAGGCUAUAGUGCAAAAUAAUUACAAUUAGUAUUAACACUGGAAUGAUAGAUGUGCAAGAGAUGAUGUGCAAAUAGAGAUACUGGGGUGCAAAUGAGCAAAAUAAAUAACAAUAUGGGGAUGAGGUAGUUGGGUGGGAUAAUUUCAGAUGGGCUGUGUACAGGUGCAGUGAUCGGUAAGGUGCUCUGACAACUGAUGCUUAAAGUUAGUGAGGGAGAUAAGAGUCUCCAGCUUCAGAGAUUUAUGCAAUUUGUUCCAGUCAUUGGCAGCAGAGAACUGGAAGGAAUGGCGGCCAAAGGAGGUGUUGGCUUUGGGGAUGACCAGAGAGAUAUACCUGCUGGAGCGCAUACUACGGGUGGGUGCUACUAUGGUGACCAAUGAGCUAAGAUAAGGCGGGGAUUUGCCUAGCAGAGAUUUAUAGAUGGCCUGGAGCCAGUGGGUUUGACGACGAACAUGUAGUGAGGACCAGCCAACAAGAGCGUACAGGUCACAGUGGUGGGUAGUAUAUGGGGCUUUGGUGACAAAACGGAUGGCACUGUGAUAGACUACAUCCAAUUUGCUGAGUAGAGUGUUGGAGUCUAUUUUGUAAAUGACAUCGCCGAAGUCAAGGAUCGGUAGGAUAGUCAGUUUUACGAGGGCAUGUUUGGCAGCAUGAGUGAAGGAGGCUUUGUUGCGAAAUAGGAAACCGAUUAUAGAUUUAACUUUGGAUUGGAGAUUCUUAAUGUGAGUCUGGAAGGAGAGUUUACAGUCUAACCAGACACCUAGGUAUUUGUAGUUGUCCACAUACUCUAGGUCAGACCCAUCGAGAGUAGUGAUUCUAGUCGGGUGGGCGGGUGCCAGCAGCGUUCGAUUGAAGAGCAUGCAUUUAGUUUUACUAGUGUUUAAGAGCAGUUGGAGGCUAUUGAAGGAGUGUUGUAUGGCAUUGAAGCUCGUUUGGAGGUUUGUUAACACAGUGUCCAAUGAAGGGCCAGAUGUAUACAAAAUGGUGUCGUCUGCGUAGAGGUGGAUCUGAGAGUCACCAGCAGCAAGAGCGACAUCAUUGAUAUACACAGAGAAAAGAGUCGGCCCAAGAAUUGAACCCUGUGGCACCCCCAUAGAGACUGCCAGAGGUCCAGACAACAGGCCCUCCGAUUUGACACAUUGAACUCUAUCUGAGAAGUAGUUGGUGAACCAGGCGAGGCAGUCAUUUGAGAAACCAAGGCUAUUUAGUCUGUCAAUAAGAAUGCGGUGGUUGACAGAGUUGAAAGCCUUGGCCAGGUCGAUGAAGACGGCUGCACAGUACUGUCUAUUAUCAAUCGCGGUUAUAAUAUCGUUUAGGACCUUGAGCGUGGCUGAAGUGCACCCAUGACCAGCUCGGAAACCGGAUUGCAUAGCGGAGAAGGUACGGUGGGAUUCGAAAUGGUCGGUGAUCUGUUUGUUAACUUGGCUUUCAAAAACUUUCGAAAGGCAGGGCAGGAUGGAUAUUUGUCUGUAACAGUUUAGAUCUAGAGUGUCACCCCCUUUGAAGAGGGGGAUGACCGCGGCAGCUUUCCAAUCUCUGGGGAUCUCAGACGUUACGAAAGAGAGGUUGAACAGGCUAGUAAUAGGGGUUGCGACAAUUUCGGCGGCUAGUUUUAGAAAGAAAGGGUCCAGAUUGUCUAGCCCAGAUGAUUUGUGGGGGUCCAGAUUUUGCAGCUCUUUCAGAACAUCAGCUGUCUGGAUUUGUGUGAAGGAGAAGCAGGGGGGGCAUGGGCAAGUUGCAGCGGAGGGUGCAGAGCUGGUGGCCGGGGUAGUGGUAGCCAGGUGGAAAGCAUGGCCAGCCGUAGCAAAAUGCUUGUUGAAAUUCUCGAUUAUUGUAGAUUUAUCGGUGGUGAUAGUGUUUCCUAGCCUCAGUGCAGUGGGCAGCUGGGAGGAAGUGCUCUUAUUCUCCAUGGACUUUACAGUGUUUAUGAUACAAGUACCAAACUUGGUACACUAAUACUAGAUCCCUUAACGAACAUUUAAAAGAUUGGAGGCAGUUUGGGAAUCAUGUCAGUCAACCAGCCAUUUGAAUAAAAUGGCUGCCAUCCGGAUUUCCCAUGGCAGUGCUGCCAUUAAAGUUUUUCUUUAAAAUGUAAAAAUAAACAUGUCUCUAACCCCCUCCAACCCCCUCCAACCCCCACACCACACACUAACAAACUGAAAUCAUAUGUGUGUACAUUGUAGGCUCAAUUGGUGAGAGGUCUCAAAUGUCACAUUAAUUUGUAUAUACAGUGCAUUCGGAAAGUAUUUUGUUACGUUACAGCUUUAAUCUAAAAUGGAUGAAAUAAAUAAAAAUCCUCAACAAUCUACACACAAUACCCCAUACUGACAAAGCAAAAACAGGUUUUUAGAAAUAUUUGCAAAUGUAUUAAACAUAAAAAAACUGAAAUAUCACAUUUACAUAAGUAUUCAGACCCUUUAUUCAGUACUUUGUUGAAGCACCUUUGGCAGCGAUUACAGCCUCGAGUCUUCUUGAGUAUGACGCUACAAGCUUGGCACACCUGUAUUUGGGGAGUUUCUCCCAUUCCUCUCUGCAGAUCCUCUCAAGCUCUGUCAGGUUGGAUGGGGAGCAUUGCUGCACAGCUAUUUUCAGGUCUCUCCAGAGAUGUUCGAUCGGGUUCAAGUCCGGGCUCUGGUUGGGCAAUUCAAGGACAUUCAGAGACUUGGCCCGAAGCCACUCCUGCGUUGUCAUGGCUGUGUGCCUAGGGUCGUUGUCCUGUUGGAAGGUGAACCUUCGCCCCAGUCUGAGGUGCUGAGCGCUCUGGAGCAGGUUUUCAUCAAGGAUCUCUCUGUACUUUGCUCCGUUCAUCUUUCCCUCGAUCCUGACUAGUCUCCCAGUUCCUGCCGCUGAAAAACAUCCCCACAGCAUGAUGCUGCCACCACCAUGCUUCACCGUAGGGAUGGUACCAGGUUUCCUCCAGAUGUGACGCUUGGCAUUCAGGCCAAAGAGUUCAAUCUUGGUUUCAUCAGACCAGAGAAUCUUGUUUCUCAUGGUCUGAGAGUCCUUUAGGUGCCUUUUGGCAAACUCCAAGCGGGCUGUCAUGUGCUUUUUAGUGUGGAGUGGCUUCCGUCUGGCCACUCUACCAUAGGAAGUGUCUCGGUGGUUCCAAACUUCUUCCAUUUAAGAAUGAUGAAGGCCACUGUGUUCUUGGGGACCUUCAAUGCUGCAGAAAUGUUUAGGUACCCUUCCCCAGAUCUGUGCCUCGACACAAUCCUGUCGUCUCUGAGCUCUACGGACAAUUCCUUUGACCUCAUGGCUUGGUUUUUGUUCUGACAUGCACUGUCAACUGUGGAACCUUAUAUAGACAGGUGUGUGCCUUUCCAAAUCAUGUCCAAUCAAUUGAAUUUACCACAGGUGGACUCUAAUCAAGUUGUAGAAACAUCUCAAGGAUGAUCAAUGGAAACAGGAUGCACCUGAGCUCAAUUUCGAGUCUCAUAGCAAAGGGUCUGAAUACUUAUGAAAUUAGUUAUUUCUGUUUUUUAUUUGUAAUACAUUUGCAAACAUUUCUACAAACCUGUUUUUGCUUUGUCAUUAUGGGGCAUUGUGUGUAGAUUGAGGACAUUUUUUUAUUUAAUCAAUUUUAGAAUAAGGCUGUAAUGUAACAAAAUGUGAUAAAAGGGAAGGGGUCUGAAUACUUUCUGAAUGCACUGUAUCCACUGUAUAUGUGAAUUGUGGCAAAGUUGGUUCCUGUCUUGGACACAUUCGCGUGGGUGAAACAAAUCAAAUCAAAUAAAAAAACCACCGUAAUGAUUGGUUGACAAUAGGGCCUCCCAUAGUGCAGCCGGUGAAACGUAACUGCAGAAACUUUCAGUCGACUGCGGUGAAAACAUCAUGACCUUUGGCAGAAGUCAGACAAUUUAUAUCCCAAUAAUGCAACACAUUUUGAAAGGCGGUGACAUUUUGCGGCCAUUGACAUGUAAUUUGUUCUUCACAGGGAUCACCCUCAUCUCACUGCAGCUGUCCUUUAAGAUGGCCAGCCUGGUCUAUACCCCCGUCUACACCAAGGUUUACCAGGCUACGCUGGACUGGUUCCCUGGGUUCGUCUUCACCCUGUCCAGCAUCAUCACCGUCCUGGCCACCAUACCUGUCAGGUAAGACAUCAUCAGUCCUGGCCACCAUACCUGUCAGGUAAGACAUCAUCAGUCCUGGCCACCAUACCUGUCAGGUAUGACAUCAUCAGUCCUGGCCACCAUACCUGUCAGGUAAGACAUCAUCAGUCCUGGCCACCAUACCUGUCAGGUAUGACAUCAUCAGUCCUGGCCACCAUACCUGUCAGGUAUGACAUCAUCAGUCCUGGCCACCAUACCUGUCAGGUAUGACUUCAUCAGUCCUGGCCACCAUACCUGUCAGGUAUGACAUCAUCAGUCCUGGCCACCAUACCUGUCAGGUAUGACAUCAUCAGUCCUGGCCACCAUACCUGUCAGGUAUGACAUCAUCAGUCCUGGCCACCAUACCUGUCAGGUAAGUGAGGAAACAAACAACACCUCAAGGGUUUUACCUGCUGUUACUAAAGCAGGGACGCUAUUGGUUUAAAAUGAUUCAAAAACUAAGAGUAACACUAACAUUUAGAAGUAGGUACUACUAACCAAACAUGUAAAUUGUGUCAAUGAAAUUGCAUGGAUAUACUUUGUCUACUGACUUGUGGUCCUCUGUAGCUCAGCUGGUAGAGCAUGGUGCUUGUAACGCCAGGGUAGUGGGUUCGAUCCCCGGGACCACCCAUACACAAAAAUUUAUGCACACAUGACUGUAAGUCGCUUUGGAUAAAAGCGUCUGCUAAAUGGCAUAUUAUAUUAUUAUUAUUAUUAUUAUUAUUAUUAGUAAGACAUUACAUCAUCAGUCCUGGCCACCAUACCUGACAGGUAUGGUGGCCAGGACUGAUGAUGUCAUGUCUCUUACCUUUUUAUUUUACUUAUUAUUUAACUAGUUAAGAACAAAUUCUUAUUUACAAUGACGGCCUGCCCCGGCCAAACCCGGACGACGCUGGGCCAAUUGUGCGCUGCCCUAUGGGACUCCCAAUCACGGCCGGAUUGUGAUACAGCCUGGAACCGAACCAGGGGGUCUGUAGUGGGUCAGAGAUUUCCCAGUUCCCAGCUGUUUAGAACACGGCACCGGUACAGGGUUACAAAGAGUACAUCCAAUACUUGUUACACAGUGCAGGAAUAAUAACAGUAAUAAGGGCCCUGUGAUGUAAAGUGUCACCUCAUUUCCUUUGUAACGUGUUUUGUUCUCCUCCAGCAUGGUGGGCUGCAGAGCUGGCCGGGGUGACGGUUAUGAGAGGAUCCCGGGGAACUGACAGUGGUGACGAUCUAAUUGUGAGCGUGACGGCUUUGAGAUUGAGACAUGUUAAUGUCAUUGUAGAGCCAUCACAGGCCCUCUUGUCUCUGUGACACUUGAGCCGACAUCACCGCAGCACUUCCCAUGAAUGCAAUCUCUGCAAACGCAUUGUUGGUAGUGCAGUGCGCAACGCUGCAACACGUCUUUCAAUGAAUCCCAGGCCUGAGGCCAAUGAACAUGACCAGCUGACUGGCAGGGCUGAUACAGAGUGCUAUUGAAAACAUUCUCUAUAGCCCUCAAACUCUGGACCUCCAAGGCAGUUCCACUGCGUUUUUUCAUUGUUCCCCUUCACUGUGAAAGAACUCAGGUUAACCAGAGCUGAACUAACUUGAAAUACUUGACUGUCACUUUUUAAUACAUUAUUUUUGCAUUUUAACUAUUGUGUUCUUUAUUGUGUAUAUCAAAAGCACUUGAGUGAAC
Messenger RNA from Coregonus sp. 'balchen', 16143 nucleotides. The record is from the annotation of a GenBank genome assembly. NCBI's taxonomy places the organism in Eukaryota, Metazoa, Chordata, Actinopteri, Salmoniformes, Salmonidae.